Molecule: messenger RNA, 1151 nt
Organism: Trichechus manatus latirostris (Florida manatee)
Lineage: Eukaryota; Metazoa; Chordata; Mammalia; Sirenia; Trichechidae
Product: small integral membrane protein 10-like protein 2A
Exons: 2
Coding region: 1-276 (91 amino acids)
Source: RefSeq, a predicted model, not a curated record
AUGAACCCAGAACAUAUCCAUCUUGGAUUGGUCGGUGGGUCCGCGGAUCUGCUGGCGACUCUGGACUCUGGGCACUGUGUGGGAGACAACUCUAGACUUAUGGCGGCAUCAGCGGCAGCCCUGGCAAUCCACGGCUCCUAUGGUGCCUUCUUCAAGUGGCUGACUCGCGCGCUGCUCACCUUCUUCGACCUGGCCUUGCGACUGCGCAUAAACUUCCCCUACUUCUACCUCGUGGCCUCCAUGAUUCUCAAUGUGCGCCUGCAGGUGCAUAUUUAGAGUCACUCCUAACUCUGUGGAAUCUGGGGAUCCCCUGGCAGGAUGGCUGACUUUCACCCCACAGCUCACCAGCUCACAGCGCAAGCCAGUCUAAAUGGGCAGCUAAAAAGCAUCCUUUGCGGAAAGCAUGCAAUGUCAGCAAAAAAGCCUCAGAUAAAAUGAAAACUUGACUCCCAAGGAAAUAGAUAAUUCACAGAACAGAAAAGAAUUUAAAAAUCUGAAAAUCCUCAGAAAUAUUUAAGAAGUUAUUGCAUCCCUAAAAAGACAAAAGCAACACAAACUUUAGGAAAUGACAAAAGGCACAGGAUGCAUUUUUUAAAAAGGAAAGAAAGGCAAGUAAAAACUUAAGGAAAGGUAAACUGUACAAGAAUGGCUCAAAUGGGAGGCAAAUCUUCCAAAUUAGAAUAGAAAGUGAGUACACUUCAAACGGAAUGGAAUGGAUUCUAAGCAAUAGAGGAUUAAGAAGCUGGAGGAAAUUUAACAACAUGAUGUGGAAGGCAUCCAUUUCUACAGCCCAAAGAAAAAACAAUAACAAACUGAAACUACAGGGAAAAACAAACAUUUCAAACUGGACAAGAAAAGCAUGCUUCAAAUAUGAAGCAACCUUGGAUGUGGCCUGGUUUUGAACAGUUGCUGGGAGUGUGAGAAAGGGAAUCUGUUGAACACUGGCACGUGGAUCAAGACGCAAGUCAUAGAUUAAAAAAAUCCAAUCACAGAAUUCAACUUUGCUAUUCAUAAUAAUCAUAAUAAAGCAAAUCCUGAUUAUAAAAAUUCCUAGGAUGAUCAAAUAGCAAAUUAUUUCAAGAUACUGGAAAAGUAAAAUCACUAAGAUCCUAUAAUAUAAUUUAGACUUAAAAAGGGUCCAGCUGACCUAU